Messenger RNA from Lutzomyia longipalpis, 3900 nucleotides. Its product is annotated as RNA-binding protein 24-like. Lineage: Eukaryota; Metazoa; Arthropoda; Insecta; Diptera; Psychodidae. Gene Ontology annotation, molecular function: RNA binding. The transcript is spliced from 7 exons. The record is from RefSeq and is a predicted model, not a curated record. The coding region runs from base 692 to 1600 and encodes 302 amino acids. Gene Ontology annotation, cellular component: cytosol.
UAUGGUGUGUUCUCAGUUGUGUUUUGACCGUCACACCGUUGGCAUCACGCUGAGAGUUCGCUUUGGUUGUUUGUAACAAGGGUGACUCUCCUCCUUUACUUUUUUUUUAAUAUUACAUUUUGCCUGCCAGCAAGUUAUCCCUGUGUGCGUGUGUCAUUGCCAAAGAGAUAAAGGAAUCGUGUACGGUUUGAAUUUUGAGACGCACAAAGAUUAUAUAUAUCGUCGCUAUAUACAUACAUAGCUAGGAGUCCUUUUAUGUGUUUUUAAGGGAAGAAGUGAUUUGAAGGGGAACUUUUUUUUUUUAAUAAAAAAGAGAGAAAAAGGCGCGGAAAGUAAGGUAAAAUUUAAACCAGAGAGAAGAUCCCUGUGUGUGAACAUCAGUUAAAUACUGUGAACGUAUAAAACGUAAAAAUUUUGUGUGAUCACCAGAACGAAGAGGAAAAUUGUGUGGAGUGAAGAAAGAGUGUGUGAGGAGCGAGUAAAGUACAGAGGAAAAAAAAAGUGACACAGUGACUCUCUUUUCACAAUCUUUUGGAUAUAGCGAGCAUAAUAUUAUUUAUUGGUGGAAAAAAAGACAACAAAAGGUACCUACCUACCUAUAUAGUUUUGUGGGGAUCAGCUGCACGCCUACAGUAAGGCGGGGAGAUUUUGGAGAGACGUUAUCAUCAAAAUUGCCGCCAUUCAUCCGAGAAUGCUGAUGCCAGGAGCCCCAGAGGCUGAUGCUGCGACACUAGCUGCUCUGGCAGCUAAUUCACAGGCAGCCGCUCUGGUGGCGUCCACAACACAAGCUGGUGCUGGGUUAGCACCACCAGGAUCUGCCGUAGCAGCAGCUGCGGCAGCCCUAUCAACAUCAAAUGUGCAACAAAAGGACACAACGUGGACAAAGCUCUUCGUGGGCGGCCUACCCUAUCACACCACGGAUAAGAGCUUGCGAGAACAUUUCUCAGUCUACGGAGAUAUUGAGGAAGCUGUCGUGAUUACGGAUAGACAAACCAAUAAGAGCAGAGGCUAUGGAUUUGUGAUAAUGGGCGAUAGGGGGAGUGCUGAGAGGGCGUGCAAAGACCCAAAUCCCAUCAUUGAUGGUCGUAAAGCCAAUGUGAAUCUGGCUAUUUUGGGUGCCAAACCACGUGGUAACCUAGCUCCAGGAUACCCCUUUGCUGCAGGACUUCGAACAGGAUAUCCGGUGCUACCAAAUCAAUUUGGGGUACCGCCAUCUUAUGUUUAUGGAGCACCGUACUUGGGAACAAGUGCCACAACAGCUGGUUUAAUGCCACUACCAGCUACUCAGCUCUCCCAUGCAGCCGCCAUUGCAGCAGCUACUAGUCAGUUCUAUGAGUACCAAGACACUCAACUGAAGAAUGCCGUUGCCGCAGCCGCUGCUGCUCCGUAUCCGAGUCAAUACACCGGAUUCGAAGCAUAUCCCUACACAGGAGCUGCAGCUGCCAAUGCCGCUGCUGCUGGGUACAUUACCCCAUAUACUUAUGCCACAUUGCCACAGUCGGGUGCCGCUGCUGCUGCCGCGGCGGCAGGCGGCUUUCCGGGUUUAGCACCGUAUCAAGGUGCCGGGCAGACCUCACUGCAGGAGGCACGACUUCAAUGAUUCUACGCCCCCAAAAUCCUGGCGCAGCUCAAAUAAGAAAAUUUUUACCAAAAAAAAAAAUAAAUAAAAGAAAAUCAACAAAGAAGCACUUGAAGGAUCACCCCUGUGUGAUCCACAAAGACUCGACACGCCAAUAAAACCAUUAUUAACAAAAAAAAGGAACCUAUAUAUUUUAACAAAAAUUAAAUUACCUAAUAGAAAAAGAAGAAGAAGAGGAUUACUUUCAAUAAGCAAGCAUGCUAAAAACAAGAAUAUUUUAGUUACUAUUUUAGUAGAAAACAUACCUACAUUAAUUAAUCUUUGUAACUUAUUAUCGCCAGAGAAUAUUUUUUUUAGGUUAAUUCUCUUAAUAGUUUUUAAGAUUUAUAUAUACCUAUACUAUCAAGAAAAGCAAGAAAAAAAUCUUAGCGUAUAAUUGAGGAGAUGGACACCAGAAAGGAAAUAAAUUAAAGAAAAAAUGUUAGUGAUAUAGAAAUUCUAUAUUUUAUCUUAAGAAUAUGAAAAGAAAAAUAAAUAAAACAAACUGAAAAAUUUCAAUAAUCUUAAAUCUCUCGAAAGAUUAACCAAAAUGGACGUUUAUGAUGAUAAAUUUUAAAAAGUUUCUUCUAUUUUUGACAUAAACAAAGUGACAGAUAAAUAAUUCAACUGUCAUGUGACGAAAUUUUGACAGAAGGUUCUCAAAAAACGCAAUUUUUUAAUAUUUUUUGUUAAUUCUAUAGCAACUUUUGACAUAGAAAAAGGAACGCUGUCAAUUAAUGGUAAUGUGACGUAAACAUUUUAAAAGCACAUGAAAGGAUUUUUUUUUAUUUAUAUUUUUUGGUUAAAAUAAAAGGAUAUUUUGAUUUUUUUUUAAUUAAGAAGAAAAUUAAUAUAAAUUUUGGUUUUAUUUGUAAAAUUUUUGAUUAUAACUAAUAAAAAAAUAACUAAAUGAAAUUAAAAAUAAAAUAAUAGAGAAGAUAGGAGUAAAACUGGCUACAAAAAAAAUAAAAGAAAAGACCCAGAAGCAAAUUUGCUCAAAAUAACACAAAACUACUCUUAAAAUUAAAAAAAUCUCAAAUAUCCUUUAAAGUUUAACCAACAAAAUAUAAUAAAAAAAAUUCUUUCUUAAUUUAUUAACUUGAUUUUCCUUUUUUUUUAAUUUGUAAAUCUAGUCAAAUGUUUUUCUAGAUUAUUUAUUUUUUAUCAUGAUUUAAAAAAAAAGAAAACUAAUUCUUUCCUAAACUUGUCUCUGAGUGAUUUUUUUUAAACUUUUCACUCACAGAGCACAAGAGAAAAUGACUGAAUUUGCAAAAAUCUAACACUUGAUUUAAUUUAAAUUAAUACAAAAAAAAACUUUAAUUUACAAAUAUUUUGGAUUUAUUGAGAAUCCAAUUGAAAGUUCUUCAGGAAGCUGCCUUGCGUUAAAGAAUAUCCUUUAUUUAGUCGCCAUUUUAGUCUUGAAAAAAAAACUUUGAAUUAAAUUUUCAUUUAAAAAGAAAAUCAGCAAAACAGUACGAAUAUUAGACGCAGGGUUUUGUAUAUUUCCAACGAGAAUGAAAUAUACUUUAUUAAAAAAAAAGAACAAUACAAUCCGUCCUGAAGGAAGACAAAAGAACUUUUAUAUUUUUCUCAUUACUCUGGCCGUAUACUUAAAGAAGACAACAACAACAAAUUAAGAGAAGAUAAAUUAAGUGAAGGAGGGAAUAAAAUUAAUUUAAAAUAAAAUUGUUGCAUAACAGGAAUUGAGGAGGGAAGGGUUGAGAAGAUUUUUUUGUCUCAAUACAAAGAAAUAAAUCGAUGGAAAAAAUACUUUAUAAUGAAACACAAUAAAAAUAUUUAAAAAAAAAACAAUGAUAAAUAUUCUCUAGAGAUAUUACCUAUAUUUGUUAAGUUAAUAAUUUAUUAAUUUAAUAGAAGAAGAAAGCAAAAAAACAAUCAUAUCAUUUUAAGGAUGAGAGAAUCUCUAUGAAUGAAAUAAAUAAAUAAAAAAACAAAGAGAAAAGAGAGGUUUUGUGGAGAAGUUACUUAAUAUUAUGUAUAUUAUUAACAACAGCAACAAAAACUAUAUAGAGGAAGGAAGAAAAAAAAAGAUAAAUGAAAGGAAAAUAAAUACGAAAGUACACAGAAAAAAAUUACAUCCUACCUAUUAAGAAUUAUAAAAGAUAAAUAAAUUAAAAAUUAAUAAAGAUAAAUGAUGAAUGAGAAAUAUUGUGGAGGAAAUGGCAAAGAAAAUCCCAAAAGAAACUUUGUUCUGCGGAUGGAGCCAAAGGUAAAAAAAAAUAAAAGAGAAAUAAAGAAAUUAUUAUAAAUAGGAAGAAAAA